This is a messenger RNA of Candidozyma haemuli, 435 nucleotides long. It is a transcript of the gene LTP1, whose product is annotated as tyrosine protein phosphatase. The record is from RefSeq and is a predicted model, not a curated record. Gene Ontology annotation, biological process: protein dephosphorylation. Gene Ontology annotation, molecular function: protein tyrosine phosphatase activity. The coding region runs from base 1 to 435 and encodes 144 amino acids. The transcript has a single exon. NCBI's taxonomy places the organism in Eukaryota, Fungi, Ascomycota, Pichiomycetes, Serinales, Metschnikowiaceae.
AUGGCAGAGGCCGUGUUCAAGCACAAAGUGAAAGAACUAGGCUACAGCGACCACUUCAAACUCAUUGACUCUUAUGGAACCAGUGGAUGGCACGUUGGUGACAGCCCUGACUCGAGAUCAGCCGCCACGUGUCGUAAACAUGGUGUUCCAGUGGACCACUCUGGCCAGCAGAUAUCUACCAGAGACUUUGCCAAGUUCGACUACGUGAUUGGUAUGGAUGAGUCCAACAAGGAGGAUUUGAUGUUCAUGAAGCCAAGAGACAGCAAGACCCGUGUGGCCAUGUUUGGCGAGUGGAAGACCGAUCCUCAGUUCAAAACGAUUGUUCUGGACCCAUACUAUGGAGGCAGAGAAGGGUUCGAGGUUAACUUCAAGCAGAUCAGUCAUUUCUCUGAGGAGUUCUUGAAGCAGGAGAUUGGCGAGAAGAAUAAGAUUUAA